Messenger RNA from Zonotrichia albicollis (white-throated sparrow), 1478 nucleotides. The record is from RefSeq and is a predicted model, not a curated record. Lineage: Eukaryota; Metazoa; Chordata; Aves; Passeriformes; Passerellidae.
CCUAAUCGCCGCAGCUCAGCAUCACCGAGAUGAAGCGGAGAGAGCAUCGGUUUUAACAGCACUAAAGCCGCCUGAGCCGGGGUGUCUCGGAGCGGCGGCACCGCGGGCGGGAGGGCGCGCCCAAGGCGGACGGGCCCCUCCCACCGGGAGCAGGUGCUCGGCAGCGAGCCGGCAGGGAUGGACGGGAGCCGGGAGCGAAGGAAGGGAGGCGGCAGCGAAGGAAAGGAGCCUGGAGCGAAGGAAGGAAGGGAGAGAGCCGGCAGCGGACACGCGUCCUUGGGCGGCGAAGCGGGGCUGCGCGGGACAGGGACCGCUCGGGUCAGACAGCGGCUCCCCGGGCGCGGCGUGGCCAGAGGGACGGUCCUGCCGCGCUUCGGGGACUGAAAUAAAGCUCAGGCUCGUGUCAGCCAGGGAGCCCUCGGUCACAGGCACCUUUGCGUUUGCAGAGCUUGGGGGAGCUGAUGCAGACCUGGCUGACAGCUGACGGCACGCCCGGCUAGAAGAUGCUUCUCAGCUCUCCGACAGGCUGGGAGAGGGGGAAACAGACACCGCACACGGCCACUGGGCCCUGGCAGCUCCUUCCCAGCCUGCGCUUUCUGACUGCCAGAGAUUUUAGGGACUGCCUGUCUCAGAGAAUGGCCAGAGAAACAGAGGUUUCCUGUGACUGGGUGCAACACACCACCUCGGCAAGAUGGUAAAAUCACCCCGGUUUCAGGCUGUGGAGAUGCACAUACAGCCCUGGCACAGCCACGCCGAGUUCCUUUCUGCUGUGCCGGCUGGAAAGCUGUCCGACAGAGCCACGGGUGCUCCGGCAGCUGAGACAGAGGAGACGCUGCUGCACCACGUCCCUGCAGAGCCCCCGCCUCCCUUCUGCUCUCAGGGCUGGGACUGGGAGCCGCCUCCGUGCAGACAGAGAGCGGCCCCUGGUCUGGCUUCGCUCCCCGAGGGAAGAGGCUGCUCAGAGCUCCUGAUGAGGGACAUGCACGCCCGCGCCUGGCUGGGAAUCCGGGGUGCACCAGUUCCAGAUCCAGCCACGAGAGGUUCCUGCUGCAGCUGCAGGAGAGAGAGAGGGAGAGAGUCGGGGACGACGAACCGGCCCAGGAGGAGAAGGGGGGGAAGUGCCAGCAGGCUGGAGCAGCAGCGAGUGUGGGAGUGCUGGAGUGCUCCGGGACAGAUAGAGACUGAAGUUUUAACCCCUUUCUUUCAUGACUGGGACCUCGCAAAAAUGCUGAUCCUCCUCAGAGCUGAAUAAGAAGGGAGAUAAGAGAUGAGAUGAGACAAGGACCUGGCCCGAAAGAUGUGGAGACGAUUGACUGAGUGGGGAGAGAUGAUUGGAGUGGCCUUUUGGCUGGACUUUUCUUGUGUGGCCAUAGACUCAGUUUGUUCCUGUGACACAGAGACUGCACUUGGGGGGAGGCUGUGCCUCAGAACCAGGAGGGUUCAUUGUGGGGACCCCUCGGCCCCAGGGGGUUGGAAAA